Molecule: messenger RNA, 1908 nt
Organism: Gossypium arboreum
Lineage: Eukaryota; Viridiplantae; Streptophyta; Magnoliopsida; Malvales; Malvaceae
Product: pentatricopeptide repeat-containing protein At2g46050, mitochondrial-like
Exons: 1
Coding region: 1-1908 (635 amino acids)
Biological process (GO): RNA modification
Molecular function (GO): protein binding; RNA binding
Source: RefSeq, a predicted model, not a curated record
AUGCAUUCGGAAUGCGGUACUCCUUUGAUCUCCACCGUCCAUUUCAUUCUAUGUCGGCUUUGGUCUCGUAUAACGGUCUUCCCCGCAGUCUCUGAUCCUUUGCAUUCGAAAUGCGGUACUCCUUUGAUCUCCACCGUCCAUUUCAAACGACAGUUAUCUUCUUCACCGACACUCCCUCGAGAAACUACCCAAUUACGCGCGCUGAAGCUGAAACCCAAUCCAUCUCUCUCGUUGAGUACACUCGGAAACACGGUGUCGGCGCUGCAACCCGGGUUGACCGGCUUCUACCCCCACGCCCUUAAAGUCUCAGCCAAAUUGGGUCUCCUUAAGGAAGGGAAACAACUCCAUUCACGCAUGAUAAAACUAGGGUUCAAUAAUGUACUGCCUCUGCAGACUCAAAUGCUUAAUUUAUACGUUAAAUGCAAACAAUUUUCCGACGCGGAGAAAUUGUUCGAUCAAAUGCGUGUUCGAAACUUGGUGACGUGGAACACUAUGAUUUGUAAGUCGAAUCUUUGUUUGGGUUUUUCUUAUUUCAAGAAAAUGUUGAUAAACAAGGUAGGUUUUGAUCAUAUAACUUUGAAUACUUUGCUCCAUGCUUCCUCUGAGGUAAAGGGCGUUGUUUUUGGUAGAGAAUUGCAUUGCUUUAUAGUGAAAUGUGGGUUUUUGUAUGAUUCUUUUGUGAGCAGUGCUCUUGUUCAUUUAUAUGGGGAAUGUGGUCUGGUUGAAGAAGCGAGGUGGGUUUUCGAUCAAGUAUUUUGUAGAGAUUUGGUGUUGUGGAAUGUGAUGGUUUCUUGUUAUGCUUUGAAUUCUUUAACAAAAGAGGCUUUUGUGGUUUUCGAUUUGAUGAAGAAGGAAGAUGUUAAAGGGGAUGGUUAUACGUUUUGUUCUUUGCUUAAAUCUUGCUGUAUCUGGGGAUUUUAUGAACUUGGAAGGCAGGUUCAUGGUCUCAUCAUUAAACUUUGUUUUGAUUUAGAUGUUCCUGUGGCGAGUGCACUUGUCGAUAUGUACAUAACGAAUGGUAAUUUGUAUGAUGCUCAGAAAGCCUUUGAUGGAAUGACGGCUAGAAAUGUUGUGUCUUGGAACACUCUGAUCGUGGGUUAUGCACAGAGGGGAGAUAUGGAGAAGGUUAUGGAGCUUCUUAGAGAAAUGAGGUUACAAAAUUUCUGUCCAGAUGAAUUAACUAUGGCUAGCAUAUUUCAAUCUUGUGGUGUUUCAUCCAGCUGUGCUGAAUUGUUGCAAGUCCACACUUAUGUGAUUAAAAAUGGGUUUGAGUCCUUUUUAUCUGUUACAAAUGCUUUAAUACAUGCGUACUCCAAGUGUGGUAACAUUGAUGUUGCAUUACAAUAUUUUGUUUCAGUUUCAGAGCCUGAUCUUGUUACUUGGACAUCGAUUAUAGGUGCUUAUUCGUUCCUUGGUCAUUCAAAAGGAAGUGUUAUAGCUUUUGAGGAAAUGUUAGUUGCUGGUGUAAAGCCAGAUCAAAUUGCCUUUCUUGCUAUUCUUUCCGCAUGUAGCCAUGGGGGGCUAGUAAAUGAGGGGCUUCAUUAUUUCAAUAUAAUGAUGAAUGACUAUCGAAUUAUUCCAGAUUCAAAGCACUAUACUUGCCUCAUUGAUCUGCUUGGUCGAGCUGGCCUUCUCAAUGAGGCUUUUAGUUUUAUAACAUCUCAUCCCGUUGCAUGUACACCAGGCACCUUGGGAGCAUUCACUGGGGCAUGUAGCAUGCAUGGCAACAUAACAUUGGCCAAGUGGGCCGCAGAAAAGCUUGUUGUCUUGGAGCCUUACAAACCUGUAAAUUAUACUCUUAUCUCUAACAUAUAUGCCUCUAAAGGAAGAUGGUUAGAUGUGGAACGUGUUAGGAAAAUGAUGAGAGACUGUUGUGAUUACAAAAUUCCUGGUUGUAGCUGGGUGUAA